AUGUGGGCAGAAAUACAACAGCCUCCUUCCCCUGUUCUCCUGUUCUCGUGUUCUUCCAUUCCAUCUCUUCCCCUGUUCGUCUCCUCGUCACCACUUUCCCUCUUCCCCUCCUCUUCUCUGCUUUCCUCCAUGUCUAUUCAUCCACCCAUCUUCAGGAAACUCAACGACAACCGUCUUGCGGGGACGAUACCUGCUGCAAUCACCAUACUCACUAAUCUCUCAUACCUGCACCUUGACAACAACCAGCUCACGGGAGAGCUGCCCUCCUUCCACCACAUCACCCAACUCACAUCGCUAGACAGACUGUCUGUUGCCUACAACUACCUCACAGCCACAGCAGACGCCUUCCCGUUCAACACCACCAGCCCAGACCCAGACGACCCCUCAGGAGGCCACAGCUCGUGCGUAUUCACCCACAACUGCCUUGAGUGGGUCUACUGCGGCCAUGGGCUGAACCAGAGGCGUGACAGUGAGUGCCGGGCGUUCUGUGGGGUGCAAGUGCAGCCGCUCAAAGAGCAGAGGCUCACCCCCCCGUGCAGCGGGCAUGGCAUGUGCUCCUUUGUGCCGGACCCGUCUCACACCAUGUAUCCUUGUGAUGAAGACGAGGAGUUCUGGCCACCCUACUGUGAACCUGUGGGGCAGUGCACCUGUGAUGACGGGUACACGCCAGGGACUGCUGCUGGCACGUGCGUCUCUCACGAUACCCUGCUGGUGCCUCAAGGUAUGCUUGCAGAUUAA
Messenger RNA from Closterium sp. Naga37s-1, 738 nucleotides. The record is from the annotation of a GenBank genome assembly. Lineage: Eukaryota; Viridiplantae; Streptophyta; Zygnematophyceae; Desmidiales; Closteriaceae.